Molecule: messenger RNA, 540 nt
Organism: Opisthorchis viverrini
Lineage: Eukaryota; Metazoa; Platyhelminthes; Trematoda; Opisthorchiida; Opisthorchiidae
Exons: 4
Coding region: 1-540 (179 amino acids)
Source: RefSeq, a predicted model, not a curated record
AUGCUGGGCAUCGGAAAACAAGAAGUACGCGGUUCACUAACUUCACAUCCCAUAAGCGACGAAAAGGAAGCAUCGAGGAAUAGGAACCACAAACGCGAGGAUACUUACCUGAGGUACGAGAAAUUGAAGGUGCUACAAUCAUUUGGUUUAGAAUGCACAGUGGAGUUUGAAAAUCUGGGAUGGCGGAGAGAGGAAAGCCCGCACGUGACACAUCCAUCCAAUCAAUGUGAUGUUCGGUUAUUAGGGAUGGCUGGCCUCCGGACACUUAACCAUAGUCAUCCUGCCAUCAAGGGAAAACAGCAGUCCAAAACAAUAGAGAACAGUCGGAUGAUACGUGAAGGGAAUCUGACCAAUGGACACAUGGCCAAGAUAAACGACCUGAAGGCUGCAUUCGUCUCCAUCGAUCGUCAGAAACCUUGGCUGAGUUUGGCGAUCAAACGAGUCUCUGUUCAAUCCUACCUCUUCUGUGUGCGAACUCCUGUGGACUCGUACGGAUAUACUACAGGCUGUUGCCUAAAUCGAUCACGUCAAAUGGUGUAA